Molecule: messenger RNA, 249 nt
Organism: Ramularia collo-cygni
Lineage: Eukaryota; Fungi; Ascomycota; Dothideomycetes; Mycosphaerellales; Mycosphaerellaceae
Exons: 2
Coding region: 1-249 (82 amino acids)
Source: RefSeq, a predicted model, not a curated record
AUGGGCCGUGUUCCCUCUCCUGGCUUCCAGUUCAGUCAUGGCACUGAAAGAGGUCUCUGGAAGCUCUCGAUGCGACGACUACGUAGAGAGUGGUUUCAUGGUUCUUUUCGCGCGUGCACGUGCCAUCACUUUGUUUGUUGCUGCCUGCCCACACUUUUCUCGGUUUCGGACUCGAAAUCUCUYCCUCUCUUCACACCAUCAACUCCUUCCUCAGGAGGUUGCCUCUCGUUGUUGCGCAUACUACCUUGA